GAGGCGACAGGCGAACGGCGGCAAAGCUUGACAAGCGCGAGACAAAUUUGUGCUGUGCCGCUACACGUGGGCUGCGCCUGAAUUUCAACUACUACUGUAAGUAAAUUUUAUGCAGAAAGGAUUACGUGGACAGACGCACACUGAAAACCAUGGACUAUCUUACUACGUCCUCUGACUAUGACUACAGUGCAACUUCUACCACUGAUGAAAACACCUAUUGUGACAAGACAUCUGUGAGAGAUUUUCAAGCAAUGUACGCUCCAAUUUUGUACUGGAUCGUCUGUUUGUUGGGUGCCCUAGGCAACUUAUUAGUUGUCGGUAUCUAUGCCCAUUUCAAAAACCGCCUGAAGACAAUGACAGAUGUGUAUUUGCUGAACCUUGCCAUAGCAGAUCUCCUCUUCCUCUUCACCCUACCUUUCUGGGCAGUGAGUGCUAACAGACACUGGCUUUUUGGGAUUGGCAUGUGCAAACUCGUACAUUUUAUCUACAGGAUCAACUUUUUUAGCUGCAUGCUGCUUCUCACGUGCAUAAGUGUUGACCGGUAUUUUGCCAUUGUCCAAGCUGCAAAGGCCCAGAAGUCUAAAGUUAAGCGGCUUCUCUACAGCAAGCUGGUUUGUAUAGGUGUUUGGUUGCUAGCUGGAUUGUUAUCUGUUCCAGAGGUCAUUUUUGCUAAAACCAGAGGGGACUCUGAAGAAAGUUCAUGUGAAUUGGUCUACCCAGCAGCUCUAAGUAAAAGUCUGAAAAUUUUUGUUUCUGCCAUACAAGUUUGUGUUGGCUUCUUCAUUCCCUUCAUUGUGAUGGCAUUUUGUUACUCUGUGAUUGUCAAGACCCUAUUGCAAGCAAAAAACUUUGAAAAACAUAAGGCACUGAAGGUUAUAAUUGCUGUGGUGGCUGUUUUUGUUGUUUCACAACUGCCUUACAAUAGCUUAUUGAUUGUAAAAGCCAUAGAUGUUGCCAAUGCCACUAUCACCGACUGUGAAAUCGUGAAGAAGAUCGACAUUGCACACCAGGUGACACAGAGUAUAGCAUAUAUGCACUGUUGUCUCAAUCCUAUUUUGUACGCCUUCAUCGGUGUACGCUUUAGAAAUGACCUGAUCAAAAUCCUUAGGUCAGUGCACUGCAUAAGUCAAAAGAAGAUGAACAACUUUUUCUCUGGUCCUAAGAGAUCCUCAAUGUUGUCAGAAACAGAAGUCACGGGAGCCUUAUCUCUAUAGGACAUUGCAAUGUGCUAUGGAAUGGAAGCUUCAGUCAAUGGCCAUAGACUUGGAGGAUGGCCCAAGAUGUGGCAACGAGGAAGGAAAUGUUCUAUUACUUGGUCUUGUGCCAUCCUUGACUAGCCUACUGUACACUUGGCAGGUACAUAAUGUGAUGGCAUCGUAUUUUCACUGCUCUGUGUGUCCUUCUAAAGCACAGCUGUCAAUGUGGAAGAUGGAAUAAAAUUUCAGACAAACAGAGAUGACCUGGGAAAUGUUUGGCUAUUGAAAUAGACAUUUUGGUUACUGCCCCUGGUCUUCACCAGCAAUUUCUCGUAUAUGGAAGCAUUAAGGAAGCUUUUCAGCUGAGCAGGCAGGUGUCCUUCAAGUUAACGUCAUCAUCACAUACAUCUCUUUAUAGACUGGGCAUGGACUUGUACAUGUUUGUAAAUACAUUUCAGUCAAUGUUCUGUAUAUUUGUGGUAAUAUAUUUGAAUUGUUAAUUUGUGAAUUUGUCUGUGUGUGUAUGUGUGCCAUGAAAUAAGACAAAAUUUUAUUCUUUUAGACAUUUUUUAUGUAUUUUAUCUGUAUUUCUUUUCAUGUUCUAUGGGCAUCUAAUAAACUUAUUUACAAUUUCAA
This is a messenger RNA of Polypterus senegalus (gray bichir), 1832 nucleotides long. RefSeq names its product chemokine (C-C motif) receptor 9a (gene ccr9a). Gene Ontology annotation, cellular component: membrane. NCBI's taxonomy places the organism in Eukaryota, Metazoa, Chordata, Cladistia, Polypteriformes, Polypteridae. The record is from RefSeq and is a predicted model, not a curated record. Gene Ontology annotation, biological process: G protein-coupled receptor signaling pathway; chemotaxis; immune response. Gene Ontology annotation, molecular function: C-C chemokine receptor activity. The transcript is spliced from 3 exons. Bases 150 to 1214 code for a protein of 354 amino acids.